AUGUUUUCCACUUUCCCCGCCCACGAGGAUCCUAGAACCACAACAAAUGGCUCAAAAUCCUCUACUCGACCACGACGACGCCAAGUCGCCAGGGCUUGCGAUUGGUGUCGCAUAAACCGAGUCAAAUGUGACGACAAGCUACCUUGCCAAAAUUGUCAGAACCGGGGUGGGCAUUGUAGCAUUUCCAGGCCGGUAGAGGCGACAUCUCUACCCGCUGCGAACAGAGAUAUACAACGACUACGGAGUAAAGUCAAAGAUCUUCAGGAGCAGUUGCAGAUAGCUAGACAGGAAGCUACCCAAGCACAAAUGCACCAAGCUCAAAUUCAGACUCCCUUUCAGAGCAAUCACACAACUCCAUCACUGUAUACAUCACCAGAUGCAGUGAAUGAUUCGACUAUAGUCACGGAGCAGGACCCUGGCCUAGUUGUUACCAAAGGAUGGCAAGGACUACGAGAUCUUGGCACACGGAUCGGAGAGUUGUACUACGGACCGAGGUCCUCAUCCUAUUUUCUGGCUCGAGUCUCACGAUAUGUCUCCUCCACACUCAACGAGUCUUUGGGGAAUAUAAACCUCAAACCAUUUCUGGUUGACAUUGAUUAUGAAGCUUUUUCUAAAUGGCGGCAGCAACCGCAGUCGGAUGCACCAGAAUAUGCAGAGGGCUUGACGCGCAUUCAGCAAGAAUACUAUCUCAAUCUGCUAUGGCAAGCAUUCCAUUGUGUAUACCCUAUUCUCUCCGAGCCGAAAUUCAAUCGAUACUAUGACUCUUUGUGGACCUCAGAUACCGCGCCUGAUAGAGCUACCCGCAAACCUUCGGCAUUGGUUGACAUCUUACUUGCCGUGUACUCACAUCUACUUGAUUAUCUACCUUUACAACAUCUCCCAGUUAACACUGCUCAUAGCAACUUGGGCACUACAUUGCGGAUUGCUCAGGCUUUAAAACUGCAUCUCCAGCCGGAGGGUACAUCAUUGGAGGAUCAGGCGCACCUCCGUCGGAUAUGGAAUGUCAUUUACCGUCUGGAUGCCCAGCUCUCAAUGAACUUAGGACGGCCUACGCUGGUUCAACAUUUCGAGCUCGAGAACGAUCAAUCAGAGAAAGCUCUCUUAUCUGGAACCUCACUUCUUUCUACCUUUGAAGAGAUAAGUUGUCUCAGCUUUCACAACCAGUGCACAAAACUCAUCUCUGCCGUUCAAGGAACUCAAGUUGCUUUUGAAGCCAAUUGCUCUCAACUGCUCGUCGACGGAAAUAAUGUCAACGGAGACAUCCAUGAUAAUCCCCGAACAACGGAAGCACUAGCAGAAUUUUUCGGACGCAAAACGAUGCCAGUUCGUGAGUGGGUUCAAGGUGUCCCUGAACCCCUCAAGUGUGCACGCAGAGGUGAAGGAGUAUCAUUCUCAACAGACCGAUCGCCUUUAAAUCUAGAUACCUACAUCCCCUUGUGGCUUCAGCGCCAACGCCUUCUCCUCGAACUUCUCUACCAUCACCUCCAGAUCUCUCUCUUACGACAAUUCCUUCGCUUCCCUCCCGUGGCUGUAUCUCUUACCCCUCUUGCCGACGGACUUGGCAUCUCAUGCGUCUAUCAUGCCAUAACAAUCACCAAUAUCCUUCACCAAGUCCUCUCCGAAACAGACCUGUUACAUGGCUGGUUCCACGUUUAUCAAUUUCAAUGGGAUGCCGUGUUGUGUACUCUAGGCUUUGUCCUUGCGAAUCCGGAAUUUGGAGAUUGUUGGCGAGCAUUUUCCGCUGCUGCCAGUGCUGCGCUGUUAAUUAGUGAUCUUAAUAAGUGUAUGGAUCGAGUUAUUGAUGCAUUUAGGCGGGAUUUAAUGGGUAAGCGUUGCUCCUCCGCAGCAAGUCAGAAGGAUUCUGCGUCCUCUAUACCCCUCAAUGAGACAGUUCUACAAACGUUGUCUGAACUCUAUUUGUCACCAACCGCUACGGCAUCAUCCCUGGGAUUAGCGCAUGUUUGGCCUGAUCACUCCCUCCCCGCACUGGGAAUAGCAUCAGAGACUUUGGUGACUACUACUGAUACACCUACGGUGCCCACGGCGAUAGAUGACUUGCAAUGGAUGCAAGGCAAUCUUGAAUCCUGGACCGAUUUUACAGUCUGA
Talaromyces stipitatus ATCC 10500 is the source of this 2106-nucleotide messenger RNA. RefSeq lists its product as uncharacterized. Lineage: Eukaryota; Fungi; Ascomycota; Eurotiomycetes; Eurotiales; Trichocomaceae. Gene Ontology annotation, molecular function: DNA-binding transcription factor activity, RNA polymerase II-specific; zinc ion binding; RNA polymerase II cis-regulatory region sequence-specific DNA binding. Gene Ontology annotation, cellular component: nucleus. The transcript has 4 exons. The record is from RefSeq and is a predicted model, not a curated record. Gene Ontology annotation, biological process: DNA-templated transcription; positive regulation of transcription from RNA polymerase II promoter by galactose. The coding region runs from base 1 to 2106 and encodes 701 amino acids.